Molecule: messenger RNA, 1011 nt
Organism: Aspergillus aculeatus ATCC 16872
Lineage: Eukaryota; Fungi; Ascomycota; Eurotiomycetes; Eurotiales; Aspergillaceae
Product: Gfo/Idh/MocA family protein
Exons: 5
Coding region: 1-1011 (336 amino acids)
Biological process (GO): NADPH regeneration
Cellular component (GO): cytoplasm
Molecular function (GO): nucleotide binding; oxidoreductase activity
Source: RefSeq, a predicted model, not a curated record
AUGUCUAUCGGAGUUGCUAUCAUUGGCAGUGGCAUCUUUGCCCGGGAAGAACACUUGCCCGUAGCCCGCGCCUCGCCCGAUUUCGCGCUCAAGGCAAUUUAUUCCCGCUCUCUUCAGUCAGCACAGAACCUCGCCUCUGGAGUCGAGGGAGUAGAUCUAUACUCGGAGGAUGCCGGCACCGGCAGAAGCUACGCGGACCUCCUAGCUCGGGAGGACGUGCAAGCUGUCAUCAUCGCCUUGCCGAUUCUCGCCCAGCCUGAGUACAUCAAGCAGGCUCUUACCGCCGGGAAACAUGUCCUGUCCGAGAAGCCCAUUGCCAAGGACCUGGCCACCGCCCAGGAGCUGUUGCAGUGGUACACUGUCAACAUCGACACCAGCAAGACUCUCUGGGCCGUCGCAGAGAACUACCGCUACCUGGCCAAGUUCAUCCGGACCGCCGAGGAGGUCCGCAGAUUGGGCGGAGUGAAGAACUUCCGCGUGAGCGUGCGCAGUCUGAUCAAGACGGACUUCAAGUACUACAAGACGGAGUGGCGUCGGACCCCAGCUCACCAGGGCGGGUUCGUCCUUGACGGCGGCAUCCAUCUCGUCGCGGGACUGCGGCUGAUUCUCGGAGAGCAGGAGGCGCUGGCCUCGGUGUCCGCGCAGUCGAGUCUCCUGCAGGAGUAUCUGGCUCCCGUGGACACCGUGGAUGCCGUGGCGCAGACGAAGUCCGGAGCAUCGGGCGCCAUCACCAUGUCGUAUGGCUCGGCAUUCAACGACUUUGUAUUUGAGUUCGACUGCGCGCAAGGUGCGGUGACGCUGAACGGCGACCGGGUCACGGUCAAGGGAGAGGGCUUCGAGGUGCCCUUUGAGGGCCGGGGAGUGAACCACGAGGUGGCUGGGUUUGCGGCAUCGAUUCGGACCGGUGUGGUGCAGGCCUUGUUGCGGCCGGAACAGGCGCUGGCGGAUUUGGAGGUGAUGGAGGGGAUUUUCACGAGCCAUGGGACGCGGGUUGACCUACGACUGCAAUAG